Molecule: messenger RNA, 2391 nt
Organism: Brassica rapa (field mustard)
Lineage: Eukaryota; Viridiplantae; Streptophyta; Magnoliopsida; Brassicales; Brassicaceae
Product: peptidyl-prolyl cis-trans isomerase FKBP43
Molecular function (GO): peptidyl-prolyl cis-trans isomerase activity
Source: RefSeq, a predicted model, not a curated record
CCGCACUGCUUAAACCGCAGUCACCAUUCGAAGCCUAAAUUUUUUUUUUCUUCUUUCAAAAAUCACUUUUUUAAGACUGAUUUAUUUAUGACAUUAUAUUUAUGAAAAAUAUUAUAUAAAUAAUCAACAAUACUAUUUACUUUAUAAAAAUUUAUGUCUAACUGCAUUAUCUGGACCAUCCUACGAAGAUUCAUUCAUGACUAGAUUUACUUGUAUCAUAUUAAAGCUCCUUUAUAAUUUUUUUUUUGUAGUCUGCAUUAAUAAACCGCUCUUCUCUGGAAUUUGAAACCUGAAUUUUCUAUAAUCAGCAAUAAAUUGGAUAGUAUGGAGCUCGAACCCCAGACUUGGAUAUAAAAUCUUUAAACUUUAACUAAUAGACUACAGUUCCACCACAAAUCACUUAAAAUAGAUUUUGUUAGUGUUAAAUAAAUUUUAUAAUAUAUUUAAUUAUAAAAUUAUUUUGAUGAAUUAGAUAAAUUUAUAGAUUUGAAUUAAUAUUAUUAUUUGAUUUACGAGAUUUAAUACUGAUUUAGAUUGAUUUAAAUUAAUUUAGUUUUUAUAUCUCUUAAAUAGCAUAAAUCAGAUUUUAUAAGAAAAUUAUUGUGGCUAUUACUAAUUUGCCAUUUAGGCACUUCUUAAACCGAUUUUCGGAACACACUCGAAAGCGUUUUCUUUUGUAAUAAUAAAAGGUUAAAAACCCAAAUAAAUUAGGGCGGCAAUAAGUAAAACCCUGGCCACCAUAAAACCUCGCCACAGAACGGAGAAGAAGAACACAAAGUGUUGCCCUUUACGAUUCUCUUUCAUCAAAUUCAAUGGCUUUCUGGGGAGUUGAAGUGAAGCCAGGAAAGCCUUUCACUCUCAAGGCGGCUACUAACGAUGCCAAAAGACUUCACCUUUCCCAGGCGACAUUGGGGCUUAGUAGCUCGGGAACAAACAGAAGCAUUCUUCAGUGUAACGUUGGGAACAAAAGUCCACUUUUCCUAUGUGUCCUGUCUCCCGAAAAGGUUGAUUCUUGCCAGCUCAACAUCGAGUUUCAAGAAGCUGAGGAUGUUAUCUUCUCUGUCAUCGGUCCUAGGAGUGUUCACCUCACUGGCUACUUCCUUGGAAGGAGUAGCACCGGCGGUUUGAGCCUAAAUGACGACGAAUCGGAGUCGUUUGGAGAAGACAUUGUUGACACAGACGUGGAGAAAGGGAGCAGUGAUGAUUAUGACUACAGCGAUAGUUUCAUUAAUGAUGAUGCUGAUCAUCCAUCUUCUACUGACGAUGAUGACUUGACUGUUAAGGAGAGGGUAGCUAAAACAAAGGCAAAGAAGGGAAAUAAAAGACUAAGGAAGAAGUUUCAGGUCUCUGAUUCAGAUUCUGAUGAAACAUCUGCCAGAGCUGCCAGUGAGGACUCCGUAGAGAUACUUAAUGACCACAAGACCCCGAAGGUCCUUUCGUCAGAGGCUCCUUUGCCUUCAAGGGUCACGAGGUCAAAGGCAAGAAGUGCGACUUCGGAAAAUGGUGAGAAGACAUCAGAAGCAACAACUCAUACACACAAGGCUGUGGAUAAUAAAAAGGAGGAGAAACCAUCUGGUGACGUUGAACCUUCUCCCGUUAAGAACAGCUCUGAAUUGCUUUCGAAGAAGGAGAAGAAGAAGAAGAAAAGAAACAAGGAACCAGUUGUUAUUAACACAGACGAAGAUAUGCCUGGAAGUCAGAAGCCAGAGACUGACAAAGCAAUUGAAUCAUCAGCUGAUGUAACACUAUCAAAGAAAAAGAGGAAAAAAGAGAGGAAAGAGGAGACUACAGGCAGAAAGAAACAAGCUACCGAAAAGAACAUGGAGAAAGAAGCUAGUAGUACUAAGAAACUACCAGAAUCAGAGCUUUCUCCAAAUGAGGUGACAGUUGAAGAGAUUGAAAAAGGGAAGUCAGAUGGUAAAGUAGCUGUUCAAGGGAAAAAGGUCAGCAUACUCUAUACUGCGAAGUUGAAGGACACUGGGAAAGUGUUUGAAUCAAACUUGGAAGGAUCUCCAUUAAAAUUUCGCUUAGGUGGAGAAAAGGUCAUAAAAGGUCUCAGCAAUGGUGUUGAAGGGAUGCGAGUUGGUGAUAAGAGAAGACUCGUAAUUCCACCAUCUCUUGGAUACUCAGAGGAAGGAUUGAAGAAGGAAAAUGUGCCUAAGAACUCGUGGCUUGUCUAUGAAGUAGAGGCAGUAAAAGUGAGAUGAUGCCAUUGGCUCUUUUUGACCUUUUGAAACAAACAAGCUUUAACCUUCUGCCCUGAGUCAUCUAUUCGUUUUCUAUUGCCUCCAAUUGGCUUGUCACUUCUAUCAUUUUUCUCAAAAGAAUCUAAAUCCAGGAAAAAAGAUAAACAUUUUCAUUCUAUGAUCACCAAGAUUGUUUCAGUUCGAA